This is a messenger RNA of Pogona vitticeps (central bearded dragon), 3199 nucleotides long. RefSeq names its product single Ig and TIR domain containing (gene SIGIRR). Lineage: Eukaryota; Metazoa; Chordata; Lepidosauria; Squamata; Agamidae. Gene Ontology annotation, biological process: signal transduction. The record is from RefSeq and is a predicted model, not a curated record.
CCUUCCCGCUCCUUGAAAUAGCCUGUCCUGUCUCGGGCCCAGUAAACGAGCCACAGCUACUUUUUAAAUUUAUUUUUGGUAAGAGGAAAGUUUUUAAUGUGAUAAAACGGAUUAUGCAAGAAUCAGAAAAGCCACAGGACAGAAGUAGGAAGCUUUAAUGCCUGAAAAUUGUCACCUCUUGGUGAUAUCUCCACCCUUCUCCUCUAACUUCUCUUGUGUGGACUCAGACCGUUUCUACGAUCACACAGUUUGGACCUGGCCAGAAUCCGUUAAUAAUUUGUUUUGCCCUUUGGAUGAUCAGAGCCUCCAGCUCCUUCAGUCUGCUUCUGACUUUAAUGUCCAGUGGAGCAAAAACUGUCACCCGCUUCACUUCACUCCCUCUGGGCGCCUGCACAGCACACUGCAAAACGCAACUGCAUUCCUCACCUUUGAAAAUCCUGAUGCUGGUGACACAGGGAACUACACUUGCACACUCUACUUGAAUGGUCAAAGAAACGCCUCCUUCACUGUCCAUCUGAACAUGGCAGAUCUCUGCAAUGUGCUUCCCCAGUUCCUCAGCCCCUCCAGCAAUCUGACUUUGGAACGAGCUUUGGGAAGCCAUUUAUCCCUAAACUGCACUGUGCAAUUGCCCUUCAGUACAAACUGUGAUCUUGACGUGCACUGGAAGAAAGAUGACCAAUGGUUAGGCAAUGCCAGCCAUGCUUCUUCUACUCAAUGGUUCAAUGACAAGGCCACUGAGAUAUUUGUCUCCAGCACUUUGGAGAUGAAUGUGACUGCUGAUGAAAGCUAUGGAGUUUUUGCCUGUUUGGUUGGGAAUAGCACUGCAGUUUUCACACUGCAAAAACCAGCAGAGUCUGCUGGGCACCUGGGCGCUGUCCUUGCUGCAUUUGCCGUUGUGACACUAAUGCUGUUCAUGGGAGCCAUGUAUGUCAGAUGCCGUCUGAGUGUGCUGCUCUGGUACCGGAACCGUUAUGGAGAACUGGAAAUCAAUGAUGGAAAGCUCUAUGAUGCCUACGUGUCUUAUGCUAACUCGACAGAUGACAGGAAAUUUGUGAAUUUCAUAGUGAAACCACAGUUAGAGAAUCGCCAUGGCUACAAGCUCUUCUUAGAUGAUAAAGAUAUUCUGCCAAACUCAGAGCCCUCUGCAGAUUUAAUCAUGAAUGUCAGUCGAUGCCGACGCCUCAUUGUGGUUCUCUCUAAUGCCUACCUGGAGCAGGAAUGGUGCAACAAUAAUUUCAGAGAAGGUCUUUGGAGGCUGAUGGAACUGUCCCAGAGACCAAUCUUCAUUGUCUUCGAGAGCCAGUACCGGGAAAUAACACAUCCAGCCCUACAUUUGCUGAAAGAACAUAAGAGUGCUAUCACUUUGCUGACCUGGCGUGCUGGCUCCAUGAUGCCUUCGUCUGAUUUCUGGAAGGAACUGUGCCUUGCCCUACCACGGAAAAUCUCCUAUCAAAGCCUCAGAGGAGAUCCCCAAACCUACCUCCAGGAGGACAAGGACCCCAUGCUGAUCCUCAACAGCAACUACCUGGAUUUCCGGGGGGACUCCCAUUCCGAAGGAGAUGCUGGUGGCCGAGGGCCCAUUUUCAAAGGUCCACCACCACCCCGUAUAAUUGGCGCUGAUGGUCCACCACUUGGCACAAAGGAAGAAGUGCAGCUUGGGGACAGCCAGAGGAGUGAGAUCGACAUCUCUGAUUUAGGAUCUCGGAACUAUGGAGCAAGGACAGACUUCUACUGUCUGGUGACAGAAGAUAUAUAAAAAGUUUUGGGGUUGUUCCUGUGAAACUGACUGUUUUGAUGGGCACAAUCUACUUGCCUAGUUUCUGUAACCCAAAAUAAUUGGUUGGGAUUGUCCUGAGCCUGAUACUUGUGAACCUGUUUGUCAGUGGUUUAGAGAUGAAGGGGUGGAGGGAGUCCUAUCCAGAUUUUCAGAUGACACAAAACCAGAAGGGAGGGACUAACACGUUGCAGAGGAACCAAUUUCAGCAUUCCUUUGAUAGAAUGGAGACAGGUUCUGUAUUUGGACAAAUAUAUAUAUAUAUAUUUUGAACGUGCGGAUAGGGGGAUACUAGGCUUGGCCACAGUACAUUUAAAAAGGAUCUCAAGGGUGCAUUCAGUCAUAAGUGGAAUAUGAGUCAAUGAUGUGAUGCAACUGCAGUAAACAGCCAGUGCAAUCUUUCCAAGCCAUGAAAAGCAAUUUUUCCUCCUCAUUUCAUGUAGAACUUACUGGAGUACUUUGUUCAGUUUGGAUGCCCACAUGUUGAGAAAGUGGUAGCCAAGUCAGAACUGGUUCAACAAAGAUCGCCAGUGAAAUAGAAAACAACUUCUGUGCAGAAAGGCUAAAGAAACUGAGCAUGCUUGGUUUACUGUAGAAGAAACUAAGGAUGGACAUGGUAGCUCUCCUCAGAUAUCUGAAGGGCUGUCAUAAAGAUGAGGGCAAAGAUAUUUUAUUCCUCAGGACAAAAUCUAACAAGAGGGUAGAUUAUAAUUCAGCCUUAGAAUGAACAUCUUCAUGAUAAGAGCAGUUCACCAAUAAAGCAAACUACUUAAAGGGAAUGGGUGGGCUCAUAGUCUCUGGAGGUCUUCAGGUAGAAUUUACACGAUCCUUUGUUCAAGAAAGUCUAGUUCUAAAUUUCCUCCAUCAUAUAACAGGUGGGACUACAUGCCCUACAAAACCCCUCCAUCCAAAUCUCUAAAUCUCUAUCCAUUCAGCACUGGGAUUAUUACAGGUUAUUUCUGUCAAUAUGAGAGGACGUCUGGCUGCUGUGCAGACGUAGAGGGCUUUCUAGUUUUAGAGGAUGAGUUUGCACUAGCCCACCAUGCUGGGACUUACCUUAGCAAUAAAUUUCAUGGCCUUCUCAGUUAAUUCUAUCAUUUUCUGAUAUGCCCUAUUGUUUCAAAAAUGGGUAGUUAGUAUUGAGGUGACCAGAACUCCAGAGGGAAAUUAGAAAUAAUGAAGAGGCCCAAUUUUUACAGGAAAAAUAAUAUCAAGCAUCAUCCAUGUAAUGGAGGCAAUAUGUUGCAUAGGACUUAACUGGGAGGUACAUGUGAUUUCUAAAUGGAAAAGAAAAAUUGAAAGUUAUUUUGUUUAGGCAUAGUUGUCUUACAAUUGAAUGUAACCACGUUUCAUAGGAAAUAAGGAAUACGUGUUCACUUGGAACUGCUUUGUUGAAGCUUAUUUGGGAAGUAUGGCCUUCAUAUU